AUGAAAAUGAAAACGAAGAUCGCAUCGCUUUACGAGAAAAUAGACAGUAAGUUCUUCGAACAGUUCGAAUUCCGAAUUUGCGACACAAAUCUCAGUAAGAUAGCGAUAUACAUGCACAAACCAAAAGAUGCGUCCAGUUUGGCCUUUACAAGGAUUUUAUUUGGAAUUGCAAUGCUCUUCGACAUCACCGACGAACGUGGAGGUGCUGCCAUGAUGGAGACAUGGGGAAACCCCUCCAUCUGCCACUUUCCCCUGUUGAAUUUCCUACAGGCAAUGCCUAUGCCCCACAUGGCACUGGUCUACGCCGGAUUGUGGUUUGGUGCUCUAGGGAUUGCCCUCGGCCACAAGUUCCGCGCUAGCUCUGCCAUCUUCACAACCUGCUUCUGGUACCUUCUACUGAUUGAGAAGAGCUAUUGGAACAAUCACAGCUACCUGUUCGGCCUCGUCGCCUUCUUGCUAACCUUUACUCGAGCCAACUGUUGCUGGUCCGUUGACGCAAUCCGAAACCGUUCCGUGGCGUCGCAGACGGUCCCGUACUGGAACUACUUCAUUUUAAAGUACCAGUUCUUCAUCCUCUACUUCAUGGCCGGCCUGAAGAAGGGCACUGCGGAGUGGUUGACGGGCUACUCCGUGCGAAACCUCAGCGAGCACUGGGUAUUUGAGCCUUUCAAAUUGUUCCUCACGGUACCGCAAAUCGACUACCUAAUAGUCCACUGGUUCGUCUUCGCGUUCGACCUGACGGUGGCCAUCUGGAUGAUGUGGUCGCGCACUCGCCACCCCGCAAUGGUCUUCUGCGCGCUAUUUCACCUGAUGAAUAGCAGACUCUUCAGGAUCGGGAUGUUCCCAUGGGUUUGUUUAGCAACGAUGCCCCUAUUUUAUCCUUUCGACUGGCCCAAAAGAGUUUCCAUGCAUCUCAAUGGAAUUUAUUUAAAAUGCAAAAAAGGAACUUGUAAAUUCUUUCAUAAGUUCAAAAAAUCCGAGACCAAUGUUAAAACUACUAAGGAAUCUUUAAGUUUGCCAGAAGAUGAUGAAAUAAAAGCGAUAGAGAAAGAAGACGAACAAACAAACGAAACUUAUUUGCCAAAAAAAGUUGACACCUGCACAAAUAGUAAUGAAAAAAUUGAAGGCAAAGUCAACGAUGGUCUAUACGUGUUCACACAGGCUUUUCUGCCCUUUUCACAUUUCAUAACUAAGGGCUACAAUAACUGGACGGACGGACUCUAUGGUUACUCGUGGGACAUGAUGGUGCACACUUGGGACGUGCACUCGGUGGUGGUCAAGGUCGUGGACAACGACGGACCCUCCGAGCUCUUCGUGGACCCGUACCACUUCACGCCGAACGGACGCUGGACCAGGCACGGCGAUAUGGUGCACCAGUACGCCCGCUGCCUCAAGGAGAAUCUGCUGAAAACGCGGCAGAUGAACAAUGGGAUCAUCGGAGCUUCCUCCAGAAACAUCUCGGUGUAUGUCGACGUGUGGAGCUCCCUCAACGGUCGAUUCACCCAGCGCAUGUUCGAUCCGAAAGUGGAUCUGCUGAACGUCUCCUGGUCGCCGUUCGCACCUGUAUCGUACCUGAUGCCGCUUCUAGACGAAGCCUUGGAGUGGCGGGAGUACUUGGUCUCGAUGCGAGAGACCGUCCAUUCGUGGAAUGACCACGCCGACGUCGUAUUCAUUGCCGACUUUCCAGGAUAUGAAUAUGAAAAAUACAUUCCCACCGAACUUCGUAACGUGACCCUCACUGUCUUGUAUGGGCUGGUUGUCUUCGAGGCCGAAGUGGCCGAACAUGAGAUUGGUAAAUCCUAUCAGCUCAAGCCAGGGAACUCGAUGAAGCUCUCCUCAGAAAUCUUCCAUAAAGUUCUCAACAUCGGUGAAAAGCCCGCUUUUUACAUGUACACGUUUUUCAACAGCACCGAAGUCGAGAACAACAACAAAACAAAUCCCGUACCAAAGUUACCAAUCACAGAAGAGCUGCGGAGACGCUUCUACAAUAUGUUACGUUUCGGGAAAGAUCUCGUGUUGAGCUUGUUCAAUUUAUUUUUCAAUGCAACACAAUGUCAA
Molecule: messenger RNA, 2058 nt
Organism: Iphiclides podalirius (scarce swallowtail)
Lineage: Eukaryota; Metazoa; Arthropoda; Insecta; Lepidoptera; Papilionidae
Source: the annotation of a GenBank genome assembly